This is a messenger RNA of Leptopilina heterotoma, 861 nucleotides long. Its product is annotated as keratinocyte proline-rich protein-like. Gene Ontology annotation, molecular function: zinc ion binding; nucleic acid binding. The transcript has a single exon. The record is from RefSeq and is a predicted model, not a curated record. NCBI's taxonomy places the organism in Eukaryota, Metazoa, Arthropoda, Insecta, Hymenoptera, Figitidae. Bases 1 to 861 code for a protein of 286 amino acids.
AUGGAGGACAAACCUAGCAGGAAGGACAGCUCUCCCGAGCGAAGUGCAGAAUUGGCCACUGUCAGCUCCGGAAAAAUUGACCAGGCGAGCCAAACGGGGCCCAUAAUGAAGGAGAAUGGAACCCAGACGACAGAGCCCAUACCACCCAUGCCGGUGAAACCUACUCCCGGACCUUCCCAUGAAAGGAUGGAUCUGGACGAGGUUUCCUCGGACUCAGACACGGGUCCAUUUGACCCUUUUAAGAAACCUCGUCAACCCGCCGAAAAACCUGAUUGGUGGACCAAAGAAGACUCUUCAAGUCACCAAUCAGAGAGGUACAUUCGACCCAGGAGGCGCAAAUGCUGGAGAAAGCCGUAUGCGAAGCCAAGGGAAACGGGCUACAGUCGACCUCCCGAACCUACGUGUUUCCUGAACGCCAGAGGGGAACCAGUUCCAGGCCCAUCCCGAGAACCAGCUCCAAGCCGAGCACGAAGCCCGGAACCAGUUCCAGGCCCAUCCCGAGAACCAGCUCCAAGCCGAGCACGAAGCCCAGAACCAGUUCCAGGCCCAUUCCGAGAACCAGCUCCAAACCGAGAACGAGGCCCAGAACCAGCUAUAGGCCAAGCACCAGGUCCACCACCAGUCCAAGCACCGGUUCCAGCCCCUCGACGCCUCUGUUGGAAUUGCCAGAGACCAGGGCACAACUUCAGCGCGUGCCCCGAACCAAGGACCGUCUUCUGCCAGAUGUGUGGCCGACGAGGGUACACCGCCAGAACCUGCCCGAAAUGCGGCAAACGAUGGGCGUCAAUGGGACCGCAUGUUCCGAAAUACGGGAGGAACAUCCCAAGGGACCACCAACACCCAUACAGACGACACCGUUGA